AGUCGCAGCCAGGAGCGGCCGCAGACGGAGCGCACCUCGCAGCUGCCGGGCGGGCCCUGGGGGGAGCUGCGUCCAGCAGAGCUGCUGGGUGGUUGCUCCUCCCGGGCUCUCAUCUCCGGUAUCCGGGCCGACCCCCGCACCCCCUACUUCCCUUGCCCUCGCUACUCUCUCCUUAGAGGCGACUCUUUGGGGAAAGGCCAGCAAUCCCGCCUUCCCCGGCCCCAGUAGUGACCCACUCUCCCACCCCACCUCUGUUCCUUUUCGCGGCCCCGUCUCCCGCGCCCUCAGGCGCCCAGAACGCCCCGGCCAUGGGCAUCCGAGGCAUGCUGCGAGCCGCAGUGAUCCUGCUGCUCAUCAGGACCUGGCUCGCGGAGGGCAACUACCCCAGUCCCAUCCCGAAAUUCCACUUCGAGUUCUCCUCUGCUGUGCCCGAAGUCGUCCUGAACCUCUUCAACUGCAAAAAUUGUGCAAAUGAAGCUGUGGUUCAAAAGAUUUUGGACAGGGUGCUGUCAAGAUACGAUGUCCGCCUGAGACCGAAUUUUGGAGGUGCCCCUGUGCCUGUGAGAAUAUCUAUUUAUGUCACGAGCAUUGAACAGAUCUCAGAAAUGAAUAUGGACUACACGAUCACGAUGUUUUUUCAUCAGACUUGGAAAGAUUCACGCUUAGCAUACUAUGAGACCACCCUGAACUUGACCCUGGACUAUCGGAUGCAUGAGAAGUUGUGGGUCCCUGACUGCUACUUUCUGAACAGCAAGGAUGCUUUCGUGCAUGAUGUGACUGUGGAGAAUCGCGUGUUUCAGCUUCACCCAGAUGGAACGGUGCGGUACGGCAUCCGACUCACCACUACAGCAGCUUGUUCCCUGGAUCUGCAUAAAUUCCCUAUGGACAAGCAGGCCUGCAACCUGGUGGUAGAGAGCUAUGGUUACACGGUUGAAGACAUCAUAUUAUUCUGGGAUGACAAUGGGAACGCCAUCCACAUGACUGAGGAGCUGCAUAUCCCUCAGUUCACUUUCCUGGGAAGGACGAUUACUAGCAAGGAGGUGUAUUUCUACACAGGUUCCUACAUACGCCUGAUACUGAAGUUCCAGGUUCAGAGGGAAGUUAACAGCUACCUUGUGCAAGUCUACUGGCCUACUGUCCUCACCACUAUUACCUCUUGGAUAUCGUUUUGGAUGAACUAUGAUUCCUCUGCAGCCAGGGUGACAAUUGGCUUAACUUCAAUGCUCAUCCUGACCACCAUCGACUCACAUCUGCGGGAUAAGCUCCCCAACAUUUCCUGUAUCAAGGCCAUUGAUAUCUAUAUCCUCGUGUGCUUGUUCUUUGUGUUCCUGUCCUUGCUGGAGUAUGUCUACAUCAACUAUCUUUUCUACAGUCGAGGACCUCGGCGCCAGCCUAGGCGACGCAGGAGACCCCGAAGAGUCAUUGCCCACUACCGCUACCAGCAAGUGGUGGUAGGAAACGUGCAGGAUGGCCUGAUUAACGUGGAAGACGGAGUCAGCUCUCUCCCCAUCACCCCAGCGCAGGCCCCCCUGGCAAGCCCGGAAAGCCUCGGUUCUUUGACGUCCACCUCCGAGCAGGCCCAGCUGGCCACCUCGGAAAGCCUCAGCCCACUCACUUCUCUCUCAGGCCAGGCCCCCCUGGCCACUGGAGAAAGCCUGAGCGAUCUCCCCUCCACCUCAGAGCAGGCCCGGCACAGCUAUGGUGUUCGCUUUAAUGGUUUCCAGGCUGAUGACAGUAUUAUUCCUACUGAAAUCCGCAACCGUGUCGAAGCCCAUGGCCAUGGUGUUACCCAUGACCAUGAAGAUUCCAAUGAGAGCUUGAGCUCGGAUGAGCGCCAUGGCCAUGGCCCCAGUGGGAAGCCCAUGCUUCACCAUGGCGAGAAGGGUGUGCAAGAAGCAGGCUGGGACCUUGAUGACAACAAUGACAAGAGCGACUGCCUUGCCAUUAAGGAGCAAUUCAAGUGUGAUACUAACAGUACCUGGGGCCUUAAUGAUGAUGGGCUCAUGGCCCAUGGCCAAGAGAAGGACAGUAGCUCAGAGUCUGAGGAUAGUUGCCCCCCAAGCCCUGGGUGCUCCUUCACUGAAGGGUUCUCCUUCGAUCUCUUUAAUCCUGACUACGUCCCGAAGGUCGACAAGUGGUCCCGGUUCCUCUUCCCUCUGGCCUUUGGGUUGUUCAACAUUGUUUACUGGGUAUACCAUAUGUAUUAGUCCCCCAGUGCUCCAGAACAGCGGGAGCACUGUGCUGUGCUCCUUUCAGUUUCUUUUGGGUUUGUUUUUCCCUCUUUCCUUUGUUCCUUUUAUUUUGUGG
Molecule: messenger RNA, 2307 nt
Organism: Pan troglodytes (chimpanzee)
Lineage: Eukaryota; Metazoa; Chordata; Mammalia; Primates; Hominidae
Gene: GABRQ
Product: gamma-aminobutyric acid type A receptor subunit theta
Exons: 9
Coding region: 309-2207 (632 amino acids)
Biological process (GO): monoatomic ion transmembrane transport
Cellular component (GO): membrane
Molecular function (GO): GABA-A receptor activity; extracellular ligand-gated monoatomic ion channel activity
Source: RefSeq, a predicted model, not a curated record